Messenger RNA from Raphanus sativus (radish), 833 nucleotides. Its product is annotated as cysteine-rich and transmembrane domain-containing protein WIH2. The record is from RefSeq and is a predicted model, not a curated record. The coding region runs from base 211 to 561 and encodes 116 amino acids. The transcript has 3 exons. Lineage: Eukaryota; Viridiplantae; Streptophyta; Magnoliopsida; Brassicales; Brassicaceae.
UUAUUAUUAACGAUAGAGAUAAAAACGCGUGUUACUUAAAACACUCUCCUCCUCGUUUCCAUCUCCUUCACUUUCUCUAACGCCUCCUAUAACUACUCUCACUUUUGUGGAUCCAGGGGGUGUGCACUGUGCUUCAUCUCCUCCUCCUCCUUUCGUCUAAAUUGUUUCUUGACGUACACGUUUCUACAGGUUAUCAGAAGAAACCUAACAAUGAGUCAACCUCCUGUCGGUGUUCCUCCUCCUCAAGGCUAUCCGCCGGAGGGAUAUUCAAAAGAUGCUUAUCCACCGCAAGGAUAUCCUCCACAGCAGGGGUAUCCGCCGCAAGGCUACCCUCCACAGCAGGGGUAUCCGCCGCAAGGCUAUCCACCACAAGGCUAUCCACCACAGCAAGGCUAUCCACCACAGCAGGGCUAUCCUCCUCAAGGUUAUCCUCCUCCUUAUGCGCCUCAAUAUCCUCCGCCACCACCGCAUCAUCAGCAGCCACAAAAGUCCGGUCCUGGAUGUCUAGAAGGAUGUCUUGCUGCUCUCUGCUGUUGUUGUCUCUUGGAUGCUUGCUUCUGAUUAAAGUAUCUGCUCUCAGAGGCUGCUGAUUUCAUUUGCAAGAGAAGUGUUUGGCAAAACACAAGAACCUUAAAUUGAUUUAUGGGAUAUAAAAUGAAUGGAUUGCUGAUAAUAUAAUCUCUCGUCUAUUCGCUUUCUUUUACGUUUUGUCUUCUUUGGGCUCAUAAAUUAUGUUUCUAUCGACGUUCUAGCUAGCUCAGGUUUGGAUUUGAGAUAAUGGGAAUGUAAAUUGGUUGGUAUGAUAUGAAUACACUAUUCCUUUUGCCUCAGUA